GCCACUCUUUUGUUCAUCUUUUUUGAUCACCCCCUCUUUCGCAGUCAUGGUCAAGUCCAAUCUUGUGCUCUCGCUGGCCCUGGCCUCAACGGCCUUGGCCACCGCCGGCGGUAUCAGCGCACCGCCCACCGCCUUCAAGGCUGAUGGCUCGCAGCUCACCUGCAGGGAACAAUUCGACUUGUGCAGCACUCGGCCAAAUACCGUUAAGCCAGUCUGCAAUAGGGAACUCGAGGAAUGCAAGAAGGCGGAGAGUGGAAAGCGUUCCAUCGAGAGAGAGGACGAGCCUGUGCAGUGCGUAAAUGACUUCAACGCGUGUGUCACUAAGCCGGGGUCCAACAAGGCUGCCUGCCAACUCACGCGCAGCCUGUGCAAGGAGUGUGUGACCAAGGACAACAAGUGUCGCACUAAGCCAGGUGCCAUGAUGCCUGUCUGCGACGGUCAACUGCAGAACUGUCUGCAAAAGGCGGACAUCGGAAAGCGCGUGACCAAGAGAGACGACCGGGACGCGCCUGCCAAGUGCGAAAAGGAACUCAACGAAUGUCGCACCAAACCGGGUGCCAUCCAGGCUGUCUGCACCGCCGAACACGAGGACUGCAUCAAUGACGACAGUGACGAUACUCCGACAUCCUCUGAGGACCCAGCGCCCUUGCCCUCGUCCACCGCCAAGACCCUCGAGGGCUGCACGACUGAGUUCAAGGAGUGUCUUGCCAAGCCCGAUGCCGACGAGGGCGAUUGCAAGAGCGCCCAAGCCAUCUGCGAGCACAGUCACCAGGGCCUCAACCCCUCGGUUUCCGUUGGACCCAGCCCGACCGCGGAUCCCAAGGACUGCGAUGCGGAAUUCGACGAGUGCCGCACCAAGCCCGGCGCCAACAUGGCCGCCUGCAAGGGUGCUCAGACCCAGUGCGAGAACGGUGGUUCCAGCAGUUCGACUACUGCCGAACCCGCCCCGACCGCGGGUCCCAAGGACUGCGACGCCGAAUUCAACGAGUGCCGCGCCGCCCCCGGUGCCAACAUGGCCGCCUGCAAGGGCGCUCAAGCCCAGUGCGAGCACGGUGGUCUCCAGGGUCCCGGCUCGGGCUCUGGCACCAGCAACACCCUCUCGCCUUCCGCUUCGUCCUCCAUCACGCCGACCUCCGCCCCCCCUGUCUCUACCUCGUACCCGGCCUCCGCUGCCAGCCGCAUGGGACAGUUCAGCAACUCCUUCCUAGCUGUCUUCUGCGUGGCGAUUGGCUUCUUCUAGAUGGGUAAAUCUAUGUAUCCUGACGUGGUAGAAGACACUCUUUUAUAUAUCACUCGCUUGUCUUACUAGUGCACAGACUUUCCUUUGUUACGUUUCUUUUACCUAGCUUCACUUUUUCUUGUUUUUCACUUCUCAC
Aspergillus campestris IBT 28561 is the source of this 1376-nucleotide messenger RNA. RefSeq lists its product as uncharacterized. Bases 47 to 1240 code for a protein of 397 amino acids. The transcript has a single exon. NCBI's taxonomy places the organism in Eukaryota, Fungi, Ascomycota, Eurotiomycetes, Eurotiales, Aspergillaceae. The record is from RefSeq and is a predicted model, not a curated record.